CUUUCCCGCGCUUUUUUGGUGUCGCUUGCGCAUUCCGGCGGAGAAGACUGGUUAGAAAACUGCGGGUCGCCAGUCACGCUUUGUGAGAAAGACGGCCGUGUAAAACAGCUUCAGUGAACGAAUCAGGCUACAAUGGCAACAGCACAGAGGUCACUUGACUUCUACCAUGGCAUACACUCAACUGCCCUCUUACAGGGUUUGCAGGAACUGCGAUCAGAGAACCUGCUGGUAGAUGUCACCCUUUGUGUCUCCGGACAAGAGAUUCCAUGCCACAGAAAUGUACUUGCUGCUUGCAGUGGGUAUUUUCGUGCAAUGUUCUGCAAUGGUCACCUUGAGAGCAAGGAGCAUAAGGUAACCAUUCAAGAAGCAAGUGUCGGCCUUGUGCAACUUCUUGUUGACUACGCCUAUACGUCAAAGGUAACCAUCACAGAGGACAACGCUGUAGAGUUGAUGGAAGGGGCCAGCUUCUUCCAGGUUCCACCGGUCAGUGAUGCAUGCACAAAGUUCCUAUCAGACAGUCUUAGCGUUAAGAACUGUCUGAAGAUGGUAAAUUUUGGUGGCAGGCUGAACCCCAACCUGGAGACAAAGGCAUUGACGUAUGCCAUGAAAGAGUUUGCAUCCGUCAGCAAAAUACCAGAGUUCCUUGACAUGACAAAGGAGCAACUACUCAAACUCAUCUCAUCAGAUGACCUGAAUGCUCCAGAAGAAACUGUGUACAUGGCAGUCCUGAAAUGGAUCAACCAUGACACCAGGAAGAGGAAGAAGGAGAUGAGAGAGCUGAUGGAGCUGGUCAGGUUCCCCUUCAUGGACAGGAUGUACUUCAUGGAGAAGGUGGAGAUGGACAAGGUCAUACGCAAGUGCUGUCCGGAUAUCGUGUCAGAAGCUCGCAAGUAUCAGGCCUUCCCAGGAGAGGUCCAGUCACCCCGCACCCGACCCCGCCGUGCCAGUGGUCUGAGGGAGGCAGUUGUGGUCAUUGGAGGGACGGAGAGAUUUGCAAUGGGAGAAAAACCUUCGGUGGAAAGCAACUCCAUCGUGAUGACACACUCAUCUGCACCAUCAAGCGCCAGUUGGGUUUCCAUGAGUAGGAUAAAGAGAACAAAUGACUUUUGGAUUGGCUGGUGCAGUUUUGGGCACAAGUGA
This is a messenger RNA of Branchiostoma floridae (Florida lancelet), 1140 nucleotides long. Its product is annotated as kelch-like protein 24. Bases 133 to 1140 code for a protein of 335 amino acids. Lineage: Eukaryota; Metazoa; Chordata; Leptocardii; Amphioxiformes; Branchiostomatidae. The transcript has 2 exons. Gene Ontology annotation, molecular function: protein binding. The record is from RefSeq and is a predicted model, not a curated record.